This is a messenger RNA of Polypterus senegalus (gray bichir), 8125 nucleotides long. It is a transcript of the gene znf462, whose product is annotated as zinc finger protein 462. Gene Ontology annotation, cellular component: nucleus. Lineage: Eukaryota; Metazoa; Chordata; Cladistia; Polypteriformes; Polypteridae. Gene Ontology annotation, biological process: regulation of gene expression. The record is from RefSeq and is a predicted model, not a curated record.
CACCCCCUGGUGCUUGCUAGUCUCCAAAACUUCUUUGUGUGUGUUGCCUGCUUUGCAGAUUGUCUUCCUUGUCUCUCUGGUUGCUCAUUAUUCAGAGACAGACGGAUCUCAGGUCAUCUGCAGCUGCAGCAAAAGGAGAAGCAGGAAAGAUGGCGAUCAUCCACUAGACCGGGCACACGCAUGAGACACUCAGCAAGUUUGUGUCUUUUUGGACAAAGAUCGCUCUUUUUUCCCGGACCGAUCCGAUUCCUGGAUUUUACCGGGAGCCCCCGACGAUGGAGGUCCUGCAGUGCGAUGGCUGUGAUUUUCGCGCUGAGACCUAUGAAGACCUGAAGUCCCACAUUCAGGAUGUUCACACAGCAUUUGUGCAGCCAACUGCUGUCGGGGAAGGGAACUGCAUUCAGGCAAAAUCUGAUACCAUGAAUGUGCAGAGCCAGACGGAGCAGGAGGAUCUUGGAACUCUGAAGAAUGAAUUUGAGUCUUCUCAUGAAAGAACUGGACUACUCCCCUACCAGUCCAGCCCUGGGCAUUACAGCAGUUCCAACCAAAUGCUUUAUAACCAGUCGACGAGCCAGCCUUCCAAGUCAGCAAGCCAGUUUUUUCAGUGCAAGUUCUGUGUUCGUUACUUCAGAUCCAAAACCCUUCUUAGUGAACAUACAAGAAAAGUCCAUGGAUUUGUUGGAGGCUCUAUGCACAGUGGUGGGAAUGGUCCUGUUUCACCUUCCGGCAAGCAGUCAAACUACAGCAUCCUGUUGCACGAUGGAUUUGGGAAGGUUUUCUCUUGUCAAUACUGUACCUACAAAUCUCCGAGAAGGGCACGAAUUUUGAAACAUCAGAAGAUGUACCACAAAAGCAACUUGAUUGAAGCCCCUGUGUCUGUCAAUGAGGCCAUCUCCGAUCCUUCAUCUGUUUCUUUACCCCUGCAGGAGUCUUGCACUGAUCUGCCGGAGGAAGUGGUUGAGCGUAGCAUUCUGGAGUCGAUGGUCAAACCACUGACCAAAUCACGGGGAAAUUUCUCUUGUGAGUGGUGUGGCUAUCAAACCUUACGGAGAGAGAGAUGGUGUGACCAUAUGAUGAAGAAACACCGAAACAUGGUAAAGAUAAUAUCUUCCCUUCGGCAACAACAAGAAGGAGUUAACGCACCCCCGUCAAAACCAGACUCUCCAGCCUCUCACAGAAGCACUCCAAAUUCCAGUUAUAUGCCUAAAAAUUUAAGUAGCAAUGAAAGCAAUGUUUCCAGUUACAGGGGUUCAACGGGGAACUCUCUUUUAAGAUCCCCUUCUUCACAUGCCUCUAAAUUCCCACCCUUUCAGUAUUCUCAUGGAAAAAUGAAAACCACAUCCAGUGGAUCUUCUUCCCUUUUACCAGACAGAUCUGCUUAUGGAAUGUCGGACUCGCUUAACUCUACUGUUGAUGUUGAGACCAACAGCAUGUUGAACGAUUCUAGAAGUAGCUCUGAUGAGGAACUUGGAGAUAUGGAUGGUUCAAACCACACAAAUUCUUUGUCCCUAGACCUUUCAGGAAAACAAUUGUUGUCAGAAGAAGAUACCAAAAUGCUUGAAACAAAGGGAAUACCUUUUCGAAGGUACAUGAACAGGUUUCAGUGCCCGUUCUGUUCUUUCCUCACCAUGCAUCGUCGAAGCAUCUCUCGUCAUAUAGAGAACAUCCAUUUGUCUGGGAAGACAACGGUCUAUAAAUGUGAUGAAUGUCCUUUCAUUUGCACCAGUCCCCUUAAAUUAGGAACUCACAAACAGUGUCACACUGGGACAUCUUCCGAGUGGGAAACCAUGAGCUUGCAGAAUGAAAGCCUGGGCUCUCUUAGCGAGAGCAUGGAACCGAUCAACGGAGGAAGUCUCAACCCCAAGAUGAAUGGCAAAAAAUCAGGAAUGCUAGUUGAAAUAAACCAGCCAAAUCCUCACAGAUGCUCGUUGUGCAGCUUUUCAACAACUACCUUGAAAGGUCUUCGUGUUCAUCAGCAACACAAGCAUUCAUACUGUGACAAUAUGCAAGUGCCAAGUUACGAGGGCCCCUCAAAUGAACAGCAAGACUCUGAGCCAGAAACCUAUACCUCUCCUAACUAUGUGCAGAAAACGCAAACCUCAAUUUUGGGCUUCUCAUCCAAAAAGCACUUGCUUUCAAAGACUGCACGGAAAUCCAUUAAUGAUUUACCCUUGGAUCUAUCGCCAGUCAAAAAGCGUACACGGAUAGAUGAAAUUGCCAACAAUCUCCAGAGCAAGAUUAGCCAAAACAAACAGCAGGAGGAUGCAGUAAUUAACCUGGAAGACAUUGAGGAUGAGGAAGAAGAGGAGGAAGAAAAUGUUGUUGAAGUUGAAAUGGAUGAAGAGAAGGAAGAGACGCAAGCUGAGCAGUUAAUGAAGAACCAGAGCUACAACUACCCUAGGCACCGGAUGUAUUUCAGAGAAUCCGAGGACCCUCAAAAUGAUGACAUGUUGGUAAAAUCGAAUCACCAUCUCCAGCAGAAAUACAUCCCUAACAGCAUGGCUGCUGUUUCACUAACUGUGUCUGAUGAAGAUGAUAAUGAGGAUGAUUACAUCAUUCCACCCGAGUCCAAAGAUUCACACGAUCAGAGCAGCCAGAAUAGUCGGGAUGCUUUUCAAGAUAAUCUUGACUUUACUGAUGAUUCUGGAGCACUGUUUCAUUGCAAGCACUGUGACUACAGUAACAAAUCAGCCCGCAGUGUAAGCACACACUACCAGCGAAUGCAUCCUUACAUAAAAUUUAGUUUUAGAUACAUCUUGGAUCCGAAUGAUCACAGCGCUGUAUAUCGUUGCCUUGAGUGCUACGUCGAAUACACGACUUUCGAUGACCUUAACCAACACUAUGCUGAACACCAUCCUGAAGCUAUUAACGUCCUAAAUUUCAACCAGCCAGAUCUGAUAUACAGAUGUCGAUUCUGCUUGUACACUAGCCCAAAUGUUCGAAGUUUAAUGCCUCACUACCAAAGAAUGCACCCUACGGUGAAGAUCAAUAAUGCUAUGAUCUUUUCCAGCUAUGUGGUUGAUCAGCCUUUGCCCAUGAGCAGUGAAUCACAAACGCUGAGAGAAAUUUUAAACUCUGCCCCCAAAAGCUUUGGAACGUCCACACCCAUAGCACGUAGCACAUCCCAGACCAGUCCUGUAAACAAGAGCUUCCCGAAGGCAGAUUCAAUUAUGGAUACGGACUCUCAGAAAGACAAUGCUGUAAAUAAUGUUGUAGUUUAUGACUGUGACGUCUGCUCUUUUGCUAGUCCAAACAUGCACUCUGUUUUGGUACACUAUCAGAAGAAGCAUCCAGAACAAAAAGCUUCCUAUUUCAGGAUCCAGAAAACAAUGCGCGUAGUUUCGGUAGAUCGCUCUCAGGCUAACUCCAAUCAAGUAUUUGAGGUGAGUGCCCCAUCUCCUCCUAAAACAAGCAGUGUAGCUCCUCCUGAAAUUAAGGAAGAGAUUUAUUACUGCAAACACUGUGUUUAUAGUAAUAGAUCAGUAGUGGGGGUGCUUGUUCAUUACCAAAAGAGACACCCGGAAAUAAAAGUAACCGCAAAAUACAUUAAGCACGCACCUCCAACUCCAGGUCUUCUAAAACUUAUGGAAGAACUCCAAAUUGCCCCACCAAAGCAAUUUCUUCAGCAGUUUAACAAUAGUGGCCUUGACGGAGCCGGUUCUUCCCAUUCUCGACCCGGUGGAGACAAAGGAGAAGGGGAGAUGAUGUUCUUCUGUCAGCACUGCGAAUAUGGGAACCGCACUGUGAAAGGCGUGUUGAUUCAUUAUCAGAAGAAGCACAGGGAUGUGAAAGCUAAUGCAGAUCUUGUGCGACGGCACACGGCUGUUGUUAGAAGCCAGCGUGAGCGUGCACAGAUGAGUCAGUUGAACAACAUGUCUGCCACGGCCAACAACUCCGAUGGGGAGAAAAAUCGACCACUGAGGUCCUUGAAAUGCAGACACUGCUCCUAUAUGUCUCCGUACGUUUAUGCGCUGAAAAAACAUCUCAAGAAAGACCAUCCGACCAUGAAGGCUACUGCCUCUACCAUUUUACACUGGGGUUAUCAAGAUGGUAUUCUAGAGGCAGGAUAUCACUGUGAGUGGUGCAUCUAUUCUCAUGCAGAACCAAACGGAUUGCUAAUGCAUUACCAAAGACGACACCCGGAGCAUAACGUUGAUUAUACCUAUAUGGCUACAAAAUUGUGGGCAGGCCCAGAUACUAUUACUGCUGCUGCCACUACUACUACCCCUACUCCUAGUACCACCGCUACUAAUACUUCUUCUCAACAAGUAGCAAACUCUGAAAGCAAUCAUUAUCAAUGCCGAGAUUGUGCCUUUGAGGCAUGCUCCAUUUGGGAUAUCACAAAUCAUUAUCAAACAGUUCAUCCUUGGGCCAUCAAUGGAGAUGAAUCUGUGCUGCUAGAUAUCAUCAAAGGUAACAGCACUUCAGAAAAGCAAAAAUCACACCAUCAAAAAGUGGACACUGAAAUCAUAGUGGCCAGUCCGUUUCACAGGCAGCCCUCAGACCAAGACGAGGAGCCGUUAGAAAUUUCAGUAGGCUCUCCUGAAAUGGCCACCCAGUUUUCUUUUGCUAGUAGCUCGAUAUCCUCCAACCCCUAUCAGUGUACUGUCUGCUUGUCUGAAUACAACAGCUUGCAUGGCCUGUUGACCCAUUACGGCAAGAAGCAUCCCGGUAUGAAAGUUAAGGCAGCUGAUUUUGCCCAAGAAGCUGACAUUAACCCCAGUUCAGUUUACAAAUGUAGACACUGCCCUUACGUCAACUCACGCAUCCAUGGCGUGCUGACACACUACCAGAAGCGUCAUCCUUUAGUCAAAGUGACGGCAGAAGAUUUUGCUGAUGAUGUCGAGCAGGUGUUCGAGUUAAAUGAUGGCGAUGAAAAAUGUAAAUCUCAGAGGCAAGGGUAUGGCGCUUAUAGAUGCAAGAUGUGUCCGUACACCCAUGGAACGUUAGAAAAGCUGAAGAUUCAUUAUGAGAAGUACCACAAUCAGCCAGCAUCUGACAUGUUUAAUCCCUCUCUAACAAAUUACUCUGUGACUAAAGAGCUACUCGUGGAAAGCAAUUCAUCCACUAUGGAUGACAUUCAGGAAGUGACUGAAAUCCUUCCUUCAUUUUCCCAGUACCCGGGUGAAAAAUGUGAAUCGCACACUGUAUUUAGAUGCCAACUGUGCAAGUAUUUCUGCUCCACUCGGAAGGGGAUUGCACGUCACUAUCGCAUCAAGCACAACAAUGUUCGAGCACAGCCUGAGGGUAAGAACAAUGUCUUCAAGUGUGCUCUCUGCUCGUACACGAACCCAAUACGCAAGGGGCUAGCAGCACAUUACCAGAAGCGGCAUGACAUCGAUGCUUACUACACUCACUGUCUUGCAGCCUCGAAGACCGUCACAGAAAAGCCUCACAAAGUUGUUGUCCCUAUAAGUUCUCAAACUGAAGGUCCAGCCUUGAGCGAAGAGCUAAGAAUAGCAGUUGAGAGGAGGAAAUGCUCUUUGUGUCCUUUCCAGGCUUUCAGCAAGAAGAGUAUCGUCUCUCACUACAUCAAACGGCACCCUGGUGUUUUCCCAAAAAGGCAGCAUUCCAGCAAAUUAGGGCGCUAUUUCACGGUGGUCUAUGCCAGGGCACCCGAACCCACUCCCGAAGUUAAAGAGAAGCCUCCUCAAGAGCAACCUGAGACUGAACAGGAAAAAGACAUUGAAAGGCUUCCUUACAAAUGCAUCAAGUGCUUUAAAUUGUCGUUUAACACAGCUGAGCUCCUCUGUAUGCACUAUACGGAACACCAUAGUAAAGACUUGAAGCGGGAUUUUAUGACAUUGCCUAGUCCAACGAGGUCCAGUGGGGACCACUUUCAGUGUGCCCACUGUGACGUUAGGAUUCUGAGCAUAUCGGAGCUGAGUGUUCAUCUGACCAACCACAACGAGGAGUUCCAGAAGAGGGCCAAGCGGCAAGAACGGAGGAAACAGCUUCUGAGUCGGCAAAAAGGAUGUGAACCUGGGGAUGGAAAAGUCGAAAAGGUUGACAACCAAACUGAAAAAACUCCUAUCGGUUACCGCUGUAACUUUUGCAUUGAGGUGCACCCCACCCUGAGAGCUAUAUGCAACCAUCUUCGAAAGCAUGUUCAGUAUGGCGAGGUCAAAGCCGGCCAUGUCAAACAUGAAGUGAGUGAUACACCAGUUUCUUCAUCAGAGCAUGGGGUAGUUCAUGUUGAACACUCAGAAGAUGCAACAGAUAGGCAAAGCGCUGUGGGACUGGAAUCCACAGGGACCAGCAAUGGUGCAGUUACAGUGACAGCAACAGGGGAGAUGGAUGAAGCAGAAGGAGAAAUGGAAGACUGUGGGGAGCUGAAGGACAGUUCCUUCGGUGGACACGCCUGCCCACAGUGUGACCGUGUCUUCAUGUCCAUGCAGGGCCUGCGGUCCCAUGAGAGGAGUCAUUCUGCACUUGCCAUGUUCACCAGAGAAGACAAGUACAGCUGCCAGUACUGCCAGUUUGUGUCAGCAUUCAGGCACAACUUGGACCGCCAUAUGCAGACUCACCAUGGCCACCACAAGCCUUUCCGCUGCAAGCUUUGCCCCUUCAAGUCUGCCUACAUGAGCCGACUCAAGAGCCACUUCCAUAAAGCUCAUGCAGCAGGUGAACACACUUACAAGUGCUCGUCCUGUUCCUUCUCCUCCAUGACGAUAAGCCAGCUGAAAGAACACUCCUUGAAGAUCCAUGGAGAGGCGCUGACCCUUUCCAAACUGCGUGCUGCUGCUCAGUCUGCCUUCAGACCCCAGAGGCUACAACAGUUAAUCGGACAGUCGUUGGAAAUCCAAGAAUCAGAUGAUUCCUCCUAUUCUGAGCCCGUAGACGUACAACAGCAGCUCAAUCACUACCAGUUGGCAGCGCGCAACAAUGCAAGUGCCAGCCCCACUCCUCUGACCAGCACUAUCCCGGAAGGCAAGCCAGAGAGCCUCUUGACCUGCGAGUUUUGUGAGUUCAGUUCUGGCUACAUACAAAGUCUCCGCCACUACCGGGACAGACAUGGAGGAAAGAAGUUAUUUAAGUGCAAAGACUGCUCCUUCUUCACUUGCUACAAAUCCGCGUUCACAAUGCAUGUGGAAGCUGGCCAUACGGCUGCUCCUGAAGAAGGCCCCAAAGAUCUACGUUGCCCACUCUGCCUCUACCAUACCAAAUACAAGAGCAAUAUGAUUGAUCACAUUGUCCUCCAUAAAGAGGAACGUGUGGUCCCAAUUGAAGUGUGUCGCUCGAAGCUGUCCAAGCAUUUGCAAGGAAUUGUUUUCCGCUGUGACCGAUGCACUUUUACCUGCUCCAGUGAUGAAAGCCUCCAGCAGCAUAUCGAGAAGCACAACGAACUGAAGCCCUACAAGUGUCAGCUCUGCUACUUUGACAGCAAAGAGCGGGAGGAGCUGGAGGAUCACCUGCGCGAUGAGCACAAGGUGGCCCGCAAUUUUGAACUUGUAGGCCGAGUGAGCCUUGACCAGCUGGAGGCUCUGAGAGAAAAGGUGGAGACCUUAAAUGCUGAGGAGAGAGAUGAAGAAGAGGAAGAAUAUCUAGAAGAGGAGGAAGAAGAAGAGGAAACGGCAGAAGUAGAUGAGGAUGAGGUGGCAGAAGAGGAAGUUGAACUGGAAGAUGAUGAGGAGCCGGAACAGAAAAAUGAAGCAAAAGAUAUCCCAGGUUCUCCAGGAAGCAGAGCAUCCAUCAAUAAUGACAAGAGAUUUCCUUGUGAGUUCUGUGGCCGCAUAUUUGCACACUGCUCAGAAUGGGAGCGCCACGUGCUAAGACAUGGCAUGAUUCUGAGCAGCAAUAAGCUGGAUGACAUUCGUGUUGAACAAGCAGAAGACUUUCUGAACCAGGUGAGCCGAGCACCGAACGCACCAACACUGGAAGAUAAAAUCGAGGAAAACUCGGACGAACCCACGGAAGUCAACUGCCAUGAGGAUUCUGGCGACAGCCCACUAAUCAGCAUGGAGACUGAGAUAUCAGAGACCAAAAAAUGAUACUUCAGCAGAAACAGUGUAGCUUGGACACGUACUUGAAAAAUUUAAAACGAGAAACAAAACCAACCAAGGCUGCUUUACGUUAACCUUUUAAACCUUCGGAGCACUGUUAGAUAUAAUAACGUUUUGUUUGU